GCCCAUGGAUACAGUACGGAUUGCAGUUGUGGGGGCAGGCCUGAUGGGGCUCUCUACCGCUGUGUGCAUUUCCAAACUGGUCCCACGAUGCUCCAUUACCGUCAUUUCAGACAAGUUUACUCCUGAUACCACGAGUGAUGUGGCAGCUGGAAUACUCAUUCCUCAUGCUUACCCAGACACACCCAUUCCCAAGCAGAAGCAGUGGUUUAGAGAGACAUUUGACCACCUAUUUGCAAUCGCCAAUUCUGCACAAGCUGGAGAUGCUGGUGUUUAUCUGGUGUCCGGUUGGCAGAUAUUUCGGAGCAUCCCUGCUGAAGAAGUGCCGUUCUGGGCUGACGUGGUUCUGGGAUUUCGAAAGAUGACCAAGGCUGAGUUGAAGAAAUUCCCCCAACAUGUGUUUGGUCAAGCUUUUACGACCCUGAAAUGUGAAGGCCCUGCCUACCUGCCGUGGUUGGAGAAAAGGAUCAAAAGAAGUGGGGGCCUGAUACUCACCCAGCGGAUAGAAGACCUGUGGGAGCUUCACCCAUCCUUUGACAUCGUGGUCAACUGUUCAGGCCUUGGAAGCAGACAGCUUGCGGGAGACUCGAAGAUUUUCCCCGUGAGGGGCCAAGUGCUCAAAGUUCAGGCUCCCUGGUUGAAACAUUUUAUCCGAGAUGGGAGUGGGCUGACAUAUAUUUACCCGGGUGCAUCCGAUGUAACCCUGGGUGGAACUAGGCAAAAAGGAGACUGGAAUCUGUCCCCAGAUGCAGAAACUAGCAGAGAUAUUUUUUCCCGAUGCUGUGCUCUUGAGCCCUCCCUCCACGGAGCCCACAACAUGAGGGAGAAGGUGGGCUUGAGGCCCUCCAGGCCAGGCAUACGGCUGCAGAAAGAGCUCUUAGCCCGGGAGGGCCGGAGGCUGCCUGUGGUGCACCACUACGGCCACGGGAGCGGGGGCUUCUCCAUGCACUGGGGCACUGCUCUGGAGGCCGCCCAGCUGGUGAGUGAGUGUGCCCAAGACCUCAGGACCCCCAGUCCCAAGUCAAAGCUGUAGAUGACACAAAAUGACAGCAAAUGGCCCUGCAGACUAUUGAUCAAAAUACAAUUUAAGCACCAGAACACCUUUAAAUAACUUUUCCAUUGCAUGAAAAUUUAAUUAAACAUGACUUUGCUUUCAAAAUUAGAAAUAAUG
Molecule: messenger RNA, 1168 nt
Organism: Diceros bicornis minor
Lineage: Eukaryota; Metazoa; Chordata; Mammalia; Perissodactyla; Rhinocerotidae
Gene: DDO
Product: D-aspartate oxidase
Exons: 4
Coding region: 5-1030 (341 amino acids)
Molecular function (GO): D-amino-acid oxidase activity; FAD binding
Source: RefSeq, a predicted model, not a curated record